UAUUUGUCUGUGCUGUCAAUCGUAAACGAUGAAAAAUCCUACUAAAAACUAAAACACAAAAAUUGCAGUAAGUUGUAUAAAUUUUACAUUCAAUAGUAGGGUAUUCCUAAAAAAUGGCUUCAGCAAUGGAUAUCGACGAAGAAGAAGUGGAAAUGGCUUCUUCGAGUAGCGGAAAAGGCGACAAAAAAAGAUUUGAAGUCAAAAAGUGGAAUGCUGUGGCGUUAUGGGCAUGGGAUAUUGUGGUGGACAACUGUGCGAUCUGUCGUAACCACAUAAUGGACCUAUGUAUAGAAUGCCAAGCCAACCAGGCUUCAGCUACAAGUGAAGAAUGCACAGUAGCAUGGGGAGUUUGUAAUCAUGCAUUCCACUUCCAUUGCAUUUCUCGUUGGCUCAAAACUCGACAAGUUUGUCCAUUGGACAACAGAGAGUGGGAAUUCCAAAAAUAUGGACACUAGAAAUGUAUUAUAUCUGCAGCUGUUUUUCUACAGACACCCUUUUGUGAAUCUAAGGAGAAUUAAUGUCAUACAGCAUAAGUUUUAAUAAUAAAUUCACUCAGAAUUUCAAA
Messenger RNA from Pararge aegeria (speckled wood butterfly), 565 nucleotides. It is a transcript of the gene Roc1a, whose product is annotated as RING-box protein 1A. Gene Ontology annotation, cellular component: nucleus; cullin-RING ubiquitin ligase complex. The coding region runs from base 114 to 455 and encodes 113 amino acids. The record is from RefSeq and is a predicted model, not a curated record. Gene Ontology annotation, biological process: protein ubiquitination; ubiquitin-dependent protein catabolic process. NCBI's taxonomy places the organism in Eukaryota, Metazoa, Arthropoda, Insecta, Lepidoptera, Nymphalidae. The transcript is spliced from 5 exons. Gene Ontology annotation, molecular function: ubiquitin protein ligase activity; cullin family protein binding; zinc ion binding.